AUGGCGGCGCAGGGUCCCGGAUGCCGCCUCCCGCUGCCGCUGCUGGCCCUGGCCGUGCUCGUCCUUUCUCCGCCCGCCGCCGCGCAGCCACCCCCCGACGCUUUCCGCGCCGGCCACGCCGUGUCCUCGCUGCCCGCCGCCGCUGCCGCGCCGCGCACCAGAUACCUUUUGUAUGAUGUGAAUCCUCCUGAAGGGUUCAACCUCCGCAGAGAUGUAUACAUUCGCAUUGCUUCCCUUUUAAAGACCUUGCUGAAAAGUGAAAACUGGGUGCUAGUUCUGCCUCCCUGGGGACGUCUUUAUCAUUGGCAGAGCCCCGACAUCCUUCAGGUCCGGCUCCCUUGGUCUGAGUUCUUUGAUCUCCCAAGCCUCAACAGGAACAUUCCUGUCAUUGAAUAUGAGCAAUUUCUUGCAGAGUCAGGUGGGCCCUUUAUUGAACAGAUUUACGUCCUACAAGGCUAUGCAGAAGGAUGGAAAGAAGGAACAUGGGAAGAAAAAAUAGAUGAAAGGCCAUGCAUUGAUCAGCUUAUGUACUCCAAAGACAAACAUGAGUACUACAGGGGAUGGUUCUGGGGUUACGAGGAGACACGGGGCCUAAAUGUCUCUUGUUUGUCUGUCCAAGGAUCUGCCUCUAUCGUGGCUCCCAUCCUUUUGAAGAACACUUCAGCACAGUCAGUGAUGUUAGACAGAGCUGAAAACCUUCUUCAUGACCACUACGGAGGGAGAGAUUACUGGAAUACCCGUCGGAGCAUGGUGUUUGCUAAACACCUCCGUGUAGCAGGAGAUGAGUUUAGGAGCAAAUACCUUCAGUCCACCGAUGAGGCAGACAGGACUCACUACAAUGAGGACUGGACACAGAUGAAGAUCAAGGUGGGCACGUGCAAGGACUGCAUUCAGUCUGGUCCCGGCUGUGCCUGGUGCAAGAAGCUGAGCUUCACCAAGGCCGGCGAGCCAGACUCCAUCCGCUGUGACACUGUGGAGCAGCUGCUGCAGCGGGGAUGCCCGCGCAGCGACAUCGAGUUCCCAGAGAACGACAUUGCAACCACACAGAACAGCUCCUUGAGCAGUGAUGUACAGCUCGCUCCCCAAGAGGUGCACCUGAAACUAAGGAUAGGACAGCCCGCUGUAUUUGAGGUGAAAUUCCGCCGUGCCAUGGGGUACCCCAUUGAUCUCUACUACCUCAUGGACCUUUCCUACUCCAUGUUGGAUGACCUGGAGAAGGUGAAGAAGCUGGGAGGGGAGCUCCUUAGGGCACUGGAGAGCACCACCCCUUCUCGCCACAUAGGGUUUGGCUCCUUUGUGGACAAGACUGUGCUGCCCUUUGUGAACACACACCCUGAGAAGCUAAAGAACCCCUGCCCCUCCAAGGACAAGCAGUGCCAACCUCCCUUCGCCUUCAAGCACAUCCUCUCGCUGACUGAUGAUGCAGAGAAGUUCGAGAGUGAAGUAGGGAAGCAGUACAUCUCAGGAAACCUGGAUGCACCCGAGGGGGGUCUGGAUGCCAUGAUGCAGGCAGCAGUGUGUGGGGACUUGAUCGGCUGGCGCAACGUGACCCGCUUGCUGGUGUAUGCCACUGAUGAUGGCUUCCACUUUGCUGGUGAUGGCAAGCUUGCGGCCAUCCUGACACCCAACGAUGGCCAGUGCCAUUUGGAGGACAACAUGUACAAGAAAAGCAAUGAGUUUGACUACCCUUCUGUUGGGCAGCUGGUCCAGAAACUUGCUGAAAACAACAUUCAGCCCAUUUUUGCUGUCACCAGUAAGGUGGUGGAUGUUUACAAGAAACUCAGUGAGAUGAUCCCGAAGUCGGCAGUGGGAGAGCUCAAUGAGGACUCCAGCAACAUCAUUGAGCUCAUUCAGGUGGCCUACAAUAACCUCUCCUCACUGAUCAUCCUGGACCACUCCACCCUUCCAGAUGCCCUUGAUGUCAAAUAUGACUCCUUAUGCACUAAAAACACAGUCACAGACAAGGCAAGAGGGCAGUGCGACAACAUCAAGAUCAACGAAGAGGUCACCUUCAGAGUGAAGGUUACAGCCAAAGAGUGCAUCAAAAGCCAGUCCUUCACCAUCCGCCCCCUGGGCUUCACAGACACCCUCACGGUCCACGUGGAGAGCAAGUGCAACUGCAACUGCAAGGAGCAGCCGGACCCAGGCGCCUGCAGUGGGCAGGGCAGCAUUGUCUGUGGGAUCUGCAGCUGCAACCCAGGCUACAUAGGGAAGAACUGUGAGUGUGACACGAAAGGCAAGAGCAGCAAGGAGCUGGAGGGCAGCUGCCGGCAGGACAACAGCUCAGUCAUCUGCUCGGGGCUGGGGGACUGCGUGUGCGGGCAGUGCCUCUGCCACACCAGCGACGUGCCCGACAAGCAGAUCUACGGCACCUUCUGCGAGUGCGACAACGUCAACUGCGAGUUCCACAAUGGCCUUCCCUGCGGUGGCAAAGAGCGGGGUAACUGUGACUGUGGGGAGUGCAAGUGUAAUCCUGAGUACCAGGGCAGCGCCUGCCAGUGCAAGAAGUCAACAGAAGGCUGCUUGAACCAGCGUGGCAACGAGUGCAGCCACCGCGGGACCUGCCACUGCAACCGCUGCCAGUGCUGGGGAGGAUACCAGCCCCCCUUCUGCCAGGAGUGCCCCAGCUGCCCCUCGCCCUGUGCCAGAUACGUCUCCUGCGUGGAAUGCAGGGCCUCCGAGAGCGGCCCCUUCGAGAAGAACUGCUCCCAGGCCUGCCCCAACAUCCGCGUGGUGCAGAAUAUGACAGGGGAGAGCAGGCAGUGCAGGGAGAAGGACUCCCAAAACUGCUGGAUCUCCUUCCGCAUGGUCCAGGAGGAUGGCAAGGAGAUAUACACCGUCACCGUGGAUCCUGAGAAAGAGUGCCCAAAGCCUCCCAACAUCGCACUGAUUGUGGGCAGCACCAUUGCCGGCGUGGCCCUCAUUGGCCUGGUGCUCCUGCUGACCUGGCGGCUCCUGAUGGAACUGUUUGACCGCCGGGAAUACCGCCGGUUUGAAAAGGAGAAGGCCAAGGCCAAGUGGAACGAUGCUGAUAAUCCCCUCUUCAAGAGUGCCACAACCACGGUUGUGAACCCCAGGUUCAACGACCAGUGAAGCUGAGCAACACCCGGCAGCACUGGGACCCGCUGUGAAAUAAGGAAAUGCCAAGCUAAGGAAAUCUCAGACCUCCUCUUCUUCAUCCUGUCACUUUGUUCCCUUCUUCCAAGAGGCCACCAGCACACCAGGCACUGGCUGAGGAGCUGCACCAUGCCUGUGUCCUGGUGCAGCUGGAUUAGUGGAGCUGGGAGAAGGGAACAGACACAGCUUUGCCGUGGAUGGGACUGCAGAGCAGGUCCCACCAGCGGGCACACGCAAUGGCUCCUGUACCUGGUUACUGCCUCUCUCAGCUCUUGAUGACCUUUACCUUCUGGCAGGACUUUCAGACUCCAAAAACAGCCGAGUGCACAGAGUGCUUCCAACAUUGACUUGGAGCUGGAAUUGCAAACCUGCCCUUUCCCUUCAACUCUAGCAGGAUCUGUUCCCAUGCUGCUCCAUGCCUUCACCUGCUGUGCUGGUCCCCACCACUGUGUUUGCACUGGUGCCUAAAGCACUCACAGCUGAGCUGGACAUGGAGGGUCCUCCAUGCUGGUGGUCUGCUCUGGAGCUUUCAGUGAGGUGAUGGGCCCUAAGGGCUAGCGAGUACCUGUACCCAGACACAAAGAGCAGCUGGGCAACAUGCACUGAAUCUUGUGUUGCUCCCCUCUCAGACCUACCUCGGGCAUGGUUCUGCUUGGGCUCCUGCAGGCUUGUCUUGCCUCUGCCAGGCCUUGAGCCCUCUGCAUCACAAAGACACAAAGGAGCAACUGAACUAUGAAACAUGGGCACUGAGCACAUGAAACUGUCUGAGUUUGGCCACACGGUGAGAUCUUUUCCUUGCUCUAUGAGUGCAUCAGACACACUGAGGGCCAGUCGUGUGCAAGAGCCAGAGACCUGCAGCUCAGCACUUGCACAGCAGCUAACUGCUCUUACACUGGGGGGUCAUUCCUGUGAAAUAGCGGUACAAUUCCAUAUUUUCUUUGAGUUUGGGAAUAAUUUGCAUACAGCUGUGUUGUGUCCCAUCUUCAUUUGCUCUCUGAAGAGGUUUAACAUUAAUAAAAACUAAUAUAUAAAGUAAA
Messenger RNA from Neopsephotus bourkii (Bourke's parrot), 4154 nucleotides. Its product is annotated as GDP-fucose protein O-fucosyltransferase 2-like. The record is from RefSeq and is a predicted model, not a curated record. Gene Ontology annotation, biological process: cell-matrix adhesion; cell adhesion mediated by integrin; integrin-mediated signaling pathway. Gene Ontology annotation, cellular component: focal adhesion; cell surface; integrin complex. Gene Ontology annotation, molecular function: peptide-O-fucosyltransferase activity; amyloid-beta binding; integrin binding. The transcript has 20 exons. Lineage: Eukaryota; Metazoa; Chordata; Aves; Psittaciformes; Psittacidae. Bases 1 to 3093 code for a protein of 1030 amino acids.